AUGCCACUCUUCCAUUACAACCACACCUCCCCUUCUUGGUCUUCUUCCCACCGGCCAAAGGAGCCUUCAGCGUUGUCAGCAGCGGCGCUGCGAUUGCACACGCGAGGCCCGGUGCGCCACGGCCCUUUACUGCCUCGCACAGACUCCUCCGCCUCUUCCUCCACUCACGGAUCGCCCGCGACUACUACUCUACCUGGUGUUGCUGGCGUUGCUCGGCGAACGUCUUCAUCUUCAUCCUCUUUCACCAGCACGUCGUCCCUCUUCGAUCGCCAAAGUCCAGAUCGAGAAGGUCAGCGUCACCGUCUGGUUCGAGCCAGGUCGCAGACUCUCGAGAGCGCUGGUACCACAGUGAUCACCGAGUCGCCGGCCUCUUCCGCAUCGCCUGCCUUCUUUGAGCAUCAGAAGGGUGCUCGAGUAGUACAGUGCAUCGGUUAUCUCCCCGGUCAGGCGCCGAGCGACGAGGGCGCGCUCACGACUUCCUCGACAACCUCAUCGGCUAACACCCUCAGCCACGAGCAGUGCGCAUCAUCGUCUUCACACCCGCCAGGAGCUAGAGCGUUUCCUGGUCUACAUGGACGCUCACUCUCGGAUACUGUCCAGCGCGCUCAGGCAGCGUCCAUCGUCCUCGGCACCACACAUCAGAUCUCGCCAAGGCGUAGAGCGUCAGCGUCUUUCCUCGUUCUAUCGCCCGUCCAAAUAGACAUCGACGAGCCACUCUUAGCAGCUGUUCUACCUUACCUCUCGACUGAAGAGCUGGAAGCACACAGCGAGUCUGCUUAUCAGGGCGGCAAAGAAUUUGUCACCGUCAGCGGAGGCGCUUUUCACGAGGACAGACAUUCCGAGAACCCGAACAAUUCCUCGACUGUCGAAAAGUGGUCCUCCUCUCUCAAGUCGCGUCGCCUCAGACCUCCUCCUAUUGUCGUCCCCCAACGGACGUCGAGCCAGGCCUCGCGACUCGGAGUGGUGGAUAGAGGCGCCGACACGGCAAAGCAAGCAGUCGGUGAAGGUAGAAGCUCAAGGAGGCCGUCCAUCAGAGGUCGUCCGCCUGCGGCGCCUUCGCAGGCCCUGGCUCGAAGCCUUCGCAGAGCAACAUCCCAGAGCGCGCUGCCAUCGGCCUGUGCAACCAUGGCUGCCGACGGAUCUUCAGGGUCCAGCUCUGGUGCUGGACUUGGCAUAGGGAUGAGUCGAGCUGGGGGUAAUGCGAGCUCGUCAAGUCUUACCGUAGGCGGAAGCAGUCACGAUUCUUGGAGACGGCCUUCCAUGGUCAGCAGCGGCUCGAGGGGAUGGGACAGUGAGGGUGAUGAGGAGGACUUUGAGGAGAUCUUGGCCACGCCUGGCGUAUCUGCCGGCAUUCCCAUUGGUAGGGCCGGAUCUGCAGCGCUCGCCCGCAAAUCCUCUGCCAGCAGCAUCGCGAGCAGCGCCAGUGGGCUCAGCUCCUCGACCUCGCAUGGCAUCCAGAGCCGUGCAAGCCGCAGAGUCCCAACAGCUCUCGAGAUUAGUGAGAGUCACUUGGUCAGUCCCUCCUUGCAGAAUUCCCCUCGCACUCGAAGUGGUUUCAAUUCAAAUAGCGGAGACGACUUGCCUGGCGCAAAGGCCCGCAAAUUGCUUGGCAUCAAGUCGAGCAGCGGAUUCGAUGUCAGUCCAAAUGCCGACUCUUUCAAUGAAGGCUAUGCGUCUAGCUCGAGCAAAGGCUCCUCACGGUUGGGCCUGAAAGCUGCUUUCAAAUCGAAGCGCUCCAGCAAGGCUGCGCUAUCAUCCACCUCGCGCAUGUUCGGCCGUCAUUCCGGCCAGGCCAGCGCUGAUGGAACAGGUCCUCCUUCCACGCAGAACGCGUUGACGUCUCCAGGUUCAGAUGCAAGCUUUGCGCAACGCCAGCGCGAUUCGAGCGAGAAUAACAGCCUCAGCCCUUCAUACUCUCAAGAAAGCGCCUUUUCAACCUCAUCCUACCCAGCUUCGCCAUCCAUGGCGUCUGUGUACUCGGGUCAUUCCUCCACUGGAGUACCCUCACCUGCGCCUGCCUCCGCUACCAGAGCGUCCUUUGCGCUGGGUCGAAGAGAGCGCAAGGUGCGUCACAAGCUUGCAAAGGACGUGCUCAGAGAGUCCGAACGCCCUACCACUUCGUCUAGCAGCAGAGCUGUCAGCGCAAUCGACGAAGCCCUGUGGGAGCGUGAGCUUGCUGCAGCAGAGUCUAAUGCGUCGUGGCAGACCUCGAUUGAGCAUCGACCAAGGAGGCCGCCCAUGACAAAUCGGGGCUCCACGCAAUCCUCGCAAAGCGUGGGCAUGCUCGCGUCGGGCUCAAUAGGCUCGACGGAUAGAGCUGUCAAUCCUCUUCAGCAUGCGCUACGCCGCCCGGAAGAUGAUUCUGACGAUGAGCGGUGGAUGACACGCGGUUCACGAGAGCGACAGCUGAGUUCGAGCAGCGCCGGCAGCAUCACGGGUGGCAGGCCAGUGUUCGAUCGACAGCGGCGACCAUCUUUCGAUCCAAACCCCUUGCCGCUUUCCAUGUCGCGGUCAUCGUCUGCUACAGAUCUGCAGGAACUGGUGCGCUCCUCGUCUUCGUCUUCGUCUUCGCAGCCGAGCCAGGGUCGACUUGCGCAAUGGGCCAGUCCGGUCCGGCCCUUCAGAUCUCAUGCGCGCGCAGACUCGCAAGCAAGCGCCAACAGCGUGGAAUACAUUGCGCCGUCGCAAUCUUUCACCGCUUCGCGCUAUCCCCAUCGCAUCCCCCUUGGCGCAUUCAGAGCGACAGCGGGCAAGGCUGCGACGUCGCAGUCACACGAUAUCUACGCGCCCUUGCAUAGUCCAGCUUUCAGUCAGAGCAGCGGAGGCAAGUCUCCGUCUUGGGAUGAUACGAGUGGACGGGGAAGUGCCAACGUCAGCAUUCGCAGUCGGACCUCGCAAGAAAGCGUUCAGCGCUCGCCGGUGUACCGCAACGCGUUUGAACGGACACCAAAGAAGAGCUCUGCUUCAUUGCCGUCGAUUGGGCCCGAAGCUCCCCCGGCACCCGCAGAUGCUCUCGCAGCGGCCGGAUGGACGGCUUUUCCAAGCAAUGUCGUAAAGCACGAUCAAGCAAAAGCGCAAUCGGCCAGCUCUUUACCAGGCAACGUAUCGACGGAGGAUCUCGACUUGCUUCUGGAUCAGAGGUCCCCCCUCAGUCCCUCUUCACAUUUGCGCAAACCUUCAAACGAGGACGUCUCGCUGAUGCUCAACGCCGCACGAGUUAGGCGUCCUUCGAAGAGCAGCGAUACUGUGCCGUCGAUCAGCGUGCCUUCAGAUGCCGUCUCGGAGUUUGAACGGGACUUUGAUGCGGACAGCGACGCUCAUGCGCCCAUCAAUGGGAACGAUGGCGAUGGAGACGGAGUGAUCCUCUUGCAGCUGGCUCGGAACACGUUCCAAUUGGAUGACGAUGCGCGCCUCUCUUUCCCUAGCUCUGCUGUGUCGGAAGUGGACAAUAUGAGCAUCCGGAGUGGCUCUAGCAGCGAUGGCGAAGGGAACAUGGGAGGCGUCCGACUUCGCACUAGCACAAUUCUCGAUGACGAGGAUGAAGAAGACGAGGUGGAUUACGCGAAAGCUCUGACGAGCCUCUCGCGCAUACAAAUCGACGGCUCCUCCGGUCUCUCCUCAAAAUGCGCGAAUGUCUUGCCAGAGAGCACCCCGACUCCGACGCCCUUGGCUGCAAAUGCUUCCACGAGGUCUUUUGCCGCUCAACAGCGUUCUCCGCAGGACCGCGACUUGGGCGCUCCUUCGAACACUCGCAAAAGCCCACUCGAGGACUUGCCAGCUGAAGAGGAGAAUAGCGGCGACGAGUACGAUGCUGCAGUGAACAAGACGCCGAUGCCUACUUAG
Messenger RNA from Ceraceosorus guamensis, 3843 nucleotides. RefSeq lists its product as hypothetical. The coding region runs from base 1 to 3843 and encodes 1280 amino acids. NCBI's taxonomy places the organism in Eukaryota, Fungi, Basidiomycota, Exobasidiomycetes, Ceraceosorales, Ceraceosoraceae. The transcript has a single exon. The record is from RefSeq and is a predicted model, not a curated record.